Molecule: messenger RNA, 6234 nt
Organism: Rhinolophus ferrumequinum (greater horseshoe bat)
Lineage: Eukaryota; Metazoa; Chordata; Mammalia; Chiroptera; Rhinolophidae
Gene: COL22A1
Product: collagen type XXII alpha 1 chain
Exons: 64
Coding region: 416-5266 (1616 amino acids)
Source: RefSeq, a predicted model, not a curated record
CACCGCUCUGACCACUUUGGCCCUGGGGGGACUGAGCAGCUUUGUUCUAGGGCGGCAGCUGGCCCAGCUGCUGUUGCUACUGCAUUUCUCCCCAGGAAGUGUCCCCCCCUUUCCCUACUUUUCUGUUUCUCCCACACUUUCUUUUAUUCUCUAAGUUCUAAGCGUUACAUUUUACUGUAUUUAUUUGUUUUAAAACUAGCUCUCUCUUGAGACCCCUGGCCCCGGGCGGGCGAAGCCCCAAGUCUUGUUUAGAGACUGAGCUUGCUAGAGUUGGGGGGAGGGUGGGUGGAGCUGCUGGCAGGUGACCCCCAGGAGGGGGCUGCCUGGGGCUGUCAUCUUCUCCAGGACUCUGCUUCCAGCGGAUUGGAACCCCAGCUGGCAUCUCCCCUUCCAGGAAAUGCUCCAGUAGAACCGAAUGGUGUCUUUCCCUGGCCAAGAAAUGCUCGUCCCCAAGCCCAGGAGAGCCCUGGGCAGCCUGCGAGGGACCGCCGCGGCCGGCCUUCUCUGGAUGCUGCUGCUGUGGACGGGGCUGAGCAGCGGCCGGGCCCAGAGGGCAGGUUGCAAAACUGUCCACUACGACCUCGUCUUCCUGCUGGACACCUCGUCCAGCGUGGGCAAGGAGGACUUUGAGAAGGUCCAGCAGUGGGUGGCCAACCUGGUGGACACCUUCGAGGUGGGCCCCGCCCACACCCGGGUGGGGGUCGUGCGCUACAGCGACCAGCCCACCACGGCCUUCGAGCUGGGCCGCUUUGACUCGAGGGAGGCAGUGAAGGCGGCCGCGGGGACCCUGGCCUACCACGGCGGCCACACCAACACGGGCGACGCGCUGCGCUACAUCACCCGUCACAGCUUCUCGCGGCAGGCGGGGGGCCGCCCCGGGGACCGCGCCUUCAAGCAGGUGGCCAUCCUCCUGACCGACGGCCGCAGCCAGGACCUGGUGCUGGAGGCCGCGGCCGCCGCCCACCGGGCGGGCAUCCGCAUCUUCGCGGUGGGCGUGGGCGAGGCGCUGAAAGAGGAGCUGCAGGAGAUCGCGUCGGAGCCCAAGUCCGCCCACGUCUUCCACGUGUCCGACUUCGACGCCAUCGACAAGAUCCGGGGCAAGCUGCGGCGCCGGCUGUGUGAGAACGUUCUCUGCCCCAGCGUCCGUGUGGAAGGAGAUCGCUUUAAGCACACCAAUGGCGGCACCAAGGAGAUCACAGGUUUCGACCUGAUGGAUUUGUUCAGCGUGAAGGACAUCUUGGGAGAGCGGGAGAAUGGGGUACAGAGUUCCUACGUGCGGAUGGGAUCCUUCCCCGUGGUGCAGAGAACUGAGGAUGUGUUCCCCCAGGGUCUGCCUGAUGAGUACGCCUUCGUCACGACCUUCCGGUUCAGGAAAACGUCUCGGAAAGAAGACUGGUACAUCUGGCAGGUCAUCGACCAGUACGGCAUCCCACAGGUGUCCAUCCGGCUGGACGGCGAGAACAAGGCGGUUGAGUACAACGCGGUGGGCGCCAUGCAGGACGCUGUCAGAGUGGUCUUCCGUGGACCCCGGGUCAGUGACCUCUUUGACCGGGCCUGGCACAAGGUCGCCCUGAGCAUCCAGGCCCAGAAUGUCUCCCUGUACGUGGACUGCGUGCUGGUGCAGACGCUGCCCAUCGAGGAGAGGGAGAACAUUGACAUCCAGGGCAAGACCGUGAUCGGCAAGCGCCUCUACGACAGCGUGCCCAUCGACUUUGACCUGCAGCGGAUUGUGAUUUACUGCGACGCCCGCCACGCAGAGCUGGAGACUUGCUGUGACAUCCCCUCAGGGCCGUGCCAGGUGACGGUGCUGACAGAGCCUUCGCCUCCGCCCCCAAGGCCUCCCACCUCCGGCAGUGAACAAAUUGGAUUUUUGAAGACCAUCAACUGCUCCUGCCCAGCUGGUGAAAAGGGUGAAAAGGGCUCUCAUGGCCCCCUGGGAUUCCCGGGCCCAAAGGGAGACAUGGGAGCCACUGGGCCAGUUGGAGCUCCUGGACCCAAGGGAGAGAAAGGCGACUCGGGCAGAGGACCUUUUGUCCCAGGAGAAAAGGGUGAAAAGGGUUCCCUGGGCCCGCCUGGUCCCCCUGGGAGAGACGGCAGCAAAGGUGUGCGGGGGGAGCCAGGAGAGCCGGGGCUGCCUGGAGAGGUGGGAAUGCGGGGAUUCCAUGGACCCCCAGGACUUCCUGGCCCCCCCGGACACGUGGGAGCUCCUGGUCUCCAAGGAGAACAAGGGGAAAGGGGAGCCCGGGGAGAAAAGGGGGAGCGAGGCCUGGAUGGAUUCCCUGGGAAGCACGGGGAGACUGGAGAGCAGGGAAGGCCUGGCCCUCCCGGUGUGGCAGGACCCCAGGGAGAGAAGGGUGACGUGGGGCCUGCAGGACCACCUGGUGUACCAGGCUCUGUGGUGCAGAAAGAGGGCCUGAAGGGCGAGCAGGGAGCGCCGGGACCACGAGGUCACCAGGGCCCGCCCGGGCCCCCAGGAGCUCCAGGUCUGAUGGGUCCAGAAGGCAAGAAUGGACCUCCUGGUUUGCCAGGUCUCCGAGGGAAGAAAGGAGACGUGGGCCCACCUGGCAUCCCUGGAUCGCUGGGGCCGCAGGGCCCCCCGGGACCACCUGGCAUCGCAGGCCCCCCUGGACCCGGAGGCCCCCCGGGCUUACCUGGAGAGAUCGGCUUCCCGGGAAAACCGGGGCACCCCGGGCAGGCGGGGCCACCUGGAAAGCAUGGGCUGAGUGGACCCCCGGGCCUGCCAGGACCCAAGGGCGAGCCGGGAGACAGAGGAGAAGACGGUCUGCCUGGGAAACCUGGCCUUCGGGGAGACGUUGGGGAGCAGGGCCUGGCUGGCCGACCUGGAGAAAAGGGAGAGUCAGGGCUGCCAGGUGCUCCAGGAUUCCCGGGCCUGAGGGGAGAGAAAGGAGAGCAGGGAGGGAAAGGUGAACUGGGCCUCCCAGGACAGAAAGGUGACCGAGGUGCAAAGGGUGAAGCUGGCCCAGCAGGCCCCCCUGGAUUACCUGGAACUAUGUUCACCCCGCGCCCGGGAAUGCCAGGAGAACAAGGUCUGAAAGGAGAGAAGGGCGAUCGAGGCAUGCCUGGGGAACCGGGAUCACAGGGCCGUCCUGGAGAACUGGGGCCUCCGGGAGCCGCUGGACCACCGGGUGCCAAAGGACAAGAAGGUGCACGUGGGGUGCCGGGAGCAGCUGGAAACCCUGGCGCUCCUGGACCUGUAGGUCCCCCCGGUCCCAGUGGCCCCCCAGGAAGUGUGGGCCCCCCUGGCAUCAGAGGCCCCCCUGGGAAAGAUGGGGAGCGCGGUGAGAAGGGAGCAGCGGGUGAAGAAGGGAGCCCAGGGCCAGCGGGCCCCAGAGGGGAUCCUGGGGCUCCCGGGCUCCCGGGGCUGCCCGGAACAGGGAAAGACGGAGAGCCGGGACCGCGUGGACCACCUGGCUUACCUGGACCUGUUGGAACCAAGGGCGCCCAAGGUGUACCUGGGAUCCCUGGCUCUCCUGGCAGUCGCGGGGACCCGGGCAUCGGGCUUGCUGGCCCUCCUGGCCCUUCUGGACCACCAGGAGACAAAGGACCCCAGGGAUCUCGAGGCUUACCUGGGUUCCCCGGCCCCCAGGGACCAGCCGGCCGGGAUGGUGUACCAGGAAAUCCAGGAGAAAGGGGACCUCCCGGCAAACCAGGCCCUCCUUCACUGCUGUCUCCAGAGGACAUAAAUCUCCUGGUGAAGGACGUGUGCAGCGAGUGCCCCCCCGGCCCCCCUGGCCUCCCUGGUCUGCCAGGUUUCAAAGGGGACAAAGGUCUCCCAGGAAAGCCAGGGAGAGAUGGCACCGAAGGGAAAAAGGGCGAUGCUGGGUCCAGAGGCCCCCCAGGACCCCCGGGAACAGCCGGAGCGCAGGGAAGUAAAGGAGAGCAUGGAGCAGAUGGUGAGGCUGGACAGAAAGGCGAUCAGGGUCAUCCCGGAAUUCCAGGUUUCAUGGGGCCCCCAGGGAACCCUGGACCACCGGGAGCAGAUGGGGUCGCGGGAGCUGCUGGACCGCCAGGAAUCCAGGGACCGCCGGGGAAAGAAGGACCCCCCGGCCCCCAAGGCCCCUCUGGAUUACCUGGAAUCCCAGGAGCAGAAGGCAAAGAGGGCAGAGAUGGAAAACCGGGUCCCCCUGGAGAGCCGGGAAAAACUGGAGAGCCGGGUCUGCCGGGACCAGAGGGGGCCCGAGGCCCCCCGGGCUUCAAGGGACACACGGGCGAUGCGGGUGCCCCUGGUCCCCGGGGCGAGUCUGGUGCCAUGGGACCACCUGGCCGGGAAGGGUCACCAGGAAAAGAUGGUGACACUGGACCCACCGGGCCACAGGGUCCCCGAGGAGAGAGGGGUCCACCGGGUAAGAAUGGAUCACCUGGAUCUCCAGGAGACCCGGGCCCUCCGGGAAACCCAGGCCAGAAGGGGAACAAAGGAGAAAAUGGCAGCCCGGGACUCCCUGGCUUCCUGGGUCCCCGAGGGCCUCCGGGCGAGCCAGGAGAGAAAGGAGUGCCGGGCAAGGAGGGUGUACCUGGGAAGCCCGGAGAACCAGGACCCAAAGGCGAGCAGGGAGAUCCCGGGAUCAAAGGUGACAAAGGAGCUCCCGGUGGGAAUGGCCAAGCUGGGGACCCUGGAGUCCCAGGUCACAAAGGCCACACAGGCCUGCCGGGACCCCAAGGCCCACCUGGGGAGAGUGGCCCAGCCGGGCCCGCGGGGCCUCCGGGCCAGCCAGGAUUUCCAGGACCGAGGGGGGAACCUCCCUCUCUGGACACCCUGAGGCGGCUCAUCCAGGAAGAACUCGGGAAACAGCUGGAAACCAAACUUGCCUACAUCCUGGCGCAGAUGCCCCCGGCACACAUGAAGGCAUCUCAAGGCAGACCCGGGCCCCCGGGCCCCCCCGGAAAAGAUGGGCUUCCAGGCCAGACAGGCCCCAUGGGGGAGCCAGGACGGCCCGGGCAGGGCGGUCUGGAAGGGCCCUCUGGACCAGUAGGUCGCAAAGGUGAGCGAGGAGCCAAAGGUGACCCAGGUGCGCCUGGCGUUGGCCUCCGAGGAGAGAUGGGCCCCCCCGGAAUCCCAGGUCAACCCGGGGAACCUGGCUAUGCUAAAGACGGGCUCCCUGGGGCUCCCGGGCCUCAAGGGGAGACCGGAGCAGCUGGACACCCUGGGCCCCCCGGCCCACCUGGCCCCCCUGGCCAGUGUGACCCCUCCCAGUGUGCCUACUUUGCCAGCCUUGCUGCUCGCCCAGGGAAUGUGAAGGGCCCCUAGAAGAUUCCGGAAUGCCAGGAGACUGCGGUGGAUUUCUGAAACUUGCACUCAGAGCCCGAGGAAGCCAGAGGUCUUGGAACAUGUGUUUUUUUUCUUUUAUCAUUUGUGUUUGUUUCAUUUUCUCGAGAGACCUCAAAGUUAUUGAAACCAACAGAUGCAGCCGGUUGAUCAGAUUCACAUUAAUAUUAUUAUUAUUAAUUAUGAUUAUUAUUUCAUGUGAUAAUAAUGCUUGCGAGUGUUUUUCCCUCUCCUUUCAUGUUGGGGAAACUUGAUUUGUGGGGCAGUGAAUUGCUUCUCGGUUCUUCUGACCACCCAUCAGACGUGGAGCUGCCCGUUUUCAGGAGACUCUUGGUGCUAUGAAACCCUGACCAGACACUUGCCAGCUUUACCUCUUUCCUCAAAGGGACACUUUAAUAAGAUGAGUCAGUGGGCUUCUGUUCUCAGCUGUGCCCAGAGUCGCCCAGGAGAAUCUAUGCAAAAGGCCCUACUUUCCAGGAGAGCCAGUGAAGCAGGAAGAGAGUUUGCAGACAUGAAUGUUCUCGCCUCCUGAUGGGAAGUAGCACAGAAUCAGUCCCAGGGGAGCAAACGUGGCCACCUCGGGGUUUCAGGCUGCUGAAGUGUAACGGUGUCGCAUAGGUCGGCCGUGGCUGUGGAAUCCCGUGUCUGGACCACACAGGGGAGGCUGGUGUGGAGAAGGCAGCCCCUGCACGUUUAUUUGGCUUCUGAGCUGCGGACAGGACCCCUGCAAGCUCCUCACUGUUGGCCCUCACUCACUGUGACUGUAAAGUAGGGUGUCCAGUGGCCGCUUCCGUCUUUCCCGAUGGCGGGCAUUUGGCCAGGGCACUGGCCAGAGCUGGGCAACGUGUGCCUCUAGGUUCCACCUCUGAAAGAAGCUGUCUGGAGGGUAUGUGUGUAUGUGACACGCCAGCACGAACCGGUGCUCAAUAAAUCUGACUUCCUUCUCGUCA